UUGGCUCCGCUGGUUGUGAGAACUCGAAAUGUUCAAGUCCGUUAUAAUUUUGGCUUUUGCAUUUAUUGCUUCCCAGUUUGCAAAUGGAUCCGUCAUUCCAAAUGAAGGUGUAAUUCCCGGUCUAUCGCAGGAACAAAUGCAACAAUUCGGAGGAAUCUGCAUUACUACAUUGGGCUUAAUGGUGAAGAAGACGGCUAACGAACAUAAGCACUUAGAAACGUUAAACAAAAGCGAGGGCGAUAAGAAGCAGUCAAUCGCUGCACAAAACUUCGAGAAGAUCGGUGGAAGGUACUUCUACAUAGAGAAGGAAAACAAGCUGAAUUGGUUUGCUGCAGUAAAGGCCUGCAAAACUUUGGGAGGUCAAUUGGCGGUAAUCGAAAAUCAAGAGGAGAUGAAUGCAAUUUAUGAGAAACAGUCGGUCGGUAAAUACUGGCUGGACCUCAACGACCUGGUAAAAGAAGGCGAGUUUGAGAGCUGGACCACUGGCUUGAAGGCAUCCUUUUUAAAUUGGAGAUCCGACCAACCCGACAACUUUGGUCAAAAGGAGAGUUGCGUCACCAUGUUCGGCCCCCUAAUGUAUGAUGACAACUGUGAAACCGAAAACUAUUUUGUCUGUCAAGCCUAGAUUAUGUUAAAUAAUACUUAAAGUUCUUUUUUUAAAUAAAAUAAAUAAAAUAAAAACGCAGCAAAGAAGAUAAAACCCAACUAGCGGAUCUUUUCAAUAAAGAAAA
This is a messenger RNA of Drosophila elegans, 731 nucleotides long. Its product is annotated as accessory gland protein Acp29AB-like. Gene Ontology annotation, biological process: biological process involved in interspecies interaction between organisms. Lineage: Eukaryota; Metazoa; Arthropoda; Insecta; Diptera; Drosophilidae. Gene Ontology annotation, cellular component: external side of plasma membrane. Gene Ontology annotation, molecular function: carbohydrate binding. The transcript has a single exon. The record is from RefSeq and is a predicted model, not a curated record. The coding region runs from base 29 to 625 and encodes 198 amino acids.